Oncorhynchus keta (chum salmon) is the source of this 3037-nucleotide messenger RNA. RefSeq names its product arginase-2, mitochondrial-like. NCBI's taxonomy places the organism in Eukaryota, Metazoa, Chordata, Actinopteri, Salmoniformes, Salmonidae. The coding region runs from base 117 to 1160 and encodes 347 amino acids. Gene Ontology annotation, molecular function: arginase activity; manganese ion binding. Gene Ontology annotation, cellular component: cytoplasm; mitochondrion. The transcript has 8 exons. The record is from RefSeq and is a predicted model, not a curated record.
CGUAGAGCAUCAACAUCAGAAGAGAGACGGGGGAUCUUACGGAAGACCAAGGCUGCUUGGUCGUUAAACGGUUGUUAUCAAUCAUUUUGAAGUUAACGGAUAAAUAGGAUUUAAACAUGACUUUAAGAGGGCCACUGUGUCGUCUUCUACGGACGCAACUCAACAAUACCUGUCAGAGCAGAGCGCAUUCUGUGGCUGUUUUAGGAGCCCCAUUCUCAAAAGGACAGAAAAGGGGAGGGGUGGAAAAUGGACCCAAAGCCAUCAGAGAUGCUGGUCUGAUCGAGAGACUUUCACAUCUGGAUUACCCAGUGCAUGACUUCGGAGAACUGAGCUUCCAGUAUCUGGAGAAGGACGAGCCUUACAUGCACGUCCCCUUUCCUCGUACCGUGGGCAGAGCUAACAAACUGCUGUCAGGGGCCGUCAGCAAUGCUGUGGGAGCCGGACACACUACCAUCAUGCUGGGAGGAGACCACAGCCUGGCCAUUGGUUCAGUGGAAGGCCACGCUAAGCAGCGUCCUGACCUGUGUCUGAUCUGGGUCGACGCCCACGCUGACAUAAACACGCCCUUCACCUCUCCCUCAGGCAACCUCCACGGACAGUCGGUAGCCUUCAUGCUCAAAGAGCUGCAGAACAAGAUGCCAGAGCUCCCAGGCUUCUCCUGGGUGAAGCCCUUCCUGUCGGCUAAAGACCUGGUCUACAUUGGCCUGAGAGACGUAGACCCGGGAGAGUACGACAUCCUGAAGGACUUGGGUGUCCAGUACUUCACAAUGAGAGACAUCGACAGACUCGGCAUCCAGAGAGUCAUGGAAGUCACUUUCGACCACCUCUUGUCAAGGAAGCAGCGGCCGAUCCAUCUGAGUUUUGACAUUGACGCGAUGGACCCGUCUUUGGCCCCGGCCACAGGAACACCAGUAAACGGAGGACUGACCUACAGAGAAGGAAUCUGGAUCACAGAGGAGAUUCACAACACAGGGUUGUUGUCAGUGAUGGACCUUGUUGAGGUCAACCCAGACCUGGGCGCGAGUCGUGAGGCGGUGGAGAGCACCGCUUCCAUGGCGGUGGACGUCAUCGUAUCCGCCCUAGGGCAGACCCGUGAGGGAGGUCCCAUCACUCAGGAGUCGCAAACGCUCAAAGAGGAUACGGAACAGCUCCGGCUCUAGAACACACAGCUUCUAGAACACACAGCUUCUAGAACACACAGCUUCUAGAACACACAGCUUCUAGAAGACUAAGAACUUUCAACAUGUGACCACUUGGCAUUCCUGAAUUCUAAAAGACAUUUACAUACACACUCUGAUGCAGUAGUUGGAAAGUCUUCUGUGUGUAUGGUGCUGAAUGGCAACCUGUUCAACAGACAGUCAAACUUCAAGCAUGACUGAACUUAUAAUAACCAAUAAGCCCCAAAUAAAGGCUUUAUACGCCUUGUUUUACUAAGAUGACUUUAAAAACUUAGCCUGGGCCCAGAUCUUUGCUAUCAUAUCAUCUGUUUGGCAGGACAAGGAAUCGCACAAAAUAGUCACACAAACAGACUGGUACCCAGGCUAUGGAAAGCUCUCAUCUAAAAUGUCAACUGUAAUUGAUGUGAUCAGCUGGUCUCCCUGGCCUUUUUAAAGACAGCCUGCAAAGCUCCACUAGGGAAAUUUUGACUGUGAUCAGUAGUAUGCCAUAGACAUAGUGAUCAGCAGUGUGCCAUAGACAUAGUGAUCAGCAGUAUGCCAUAGACAUAGUGAUCAGUAGUAUGCCAUAGACAUAGUGAUCAGUAGUAUGCCAUAGACAUAGUGAUCAGCAGUAUGCCAUAGACAUAGUGAUCAGCAGUAUGCCAUAGACAUAGUGAUCAGCAGUAUGCCAUAGACAUAGUGAUCAGUAGUAUGCCAUAGACAUAGUGAUCAGCAGUAUGCCAUAGACAUAGUGAUCAGUAGUAUGCCAUAGACAUAGUGAUCAGUAGUAUGCCAUAGACAUAGUGAUCAGUAGUAUGCCAUAGACAUAGUGAUCAGCAGUAUGCCAUAGACAUAGUGAUCAGCAGUAUGCCAUAGACAUAGUGAUCAGCAGUAUGCCAUAGACAUAGUGAUCAGUAGUAUGCCAUAGACAUAGUGAUCAGUAGUAUGCCAUAGACAUAGUGAUCAGCAGUAUGCCAUAGACAUAGUGAUCAGCAGUAUGCCAUAGACAUAGUGAUCAGCAGUAUGCCAUAGACAUAGUGAUCAGCAGUAUGCCAUAGACAUAGUGAUCAGCAGUAUGCCAUAGACAUAGUGAUCAGCAGUAUGCCAUAGACAUAGUGAUCAGUAGUAUGCCAUAGACAUAGUGAUCAGUAGUAUGCCAUAGACAUAGUGAUCAGCAGUGUGCCAUAGACAUAGUGAUCAGCAGUAUGCCAUAGACAUAGUGAUCAGUAGUAUGCCAUAGACAUAGUGAUCAGUAGUAUGCCAUAGACAUAGUGAUCAGCAGUAUGCCAUAGACAUAGUGAUCAGCAGUAUGCCAUAGACAUAGUGAUCAGCAGUAUGCCAUAGACAUAGUGAUCAGCAGUAUGCCAUAGACAUAGUGAUCAGCAGUAUGUCAUAGACAUAGUGAUCAGCAGUAUGCCAUAGACAUAGUGAUCAGUAGUAUGCCAUAGACAUAGUGAUCAGCAGUGUGCCAUAGACAUAGUGAUCAGCAGUGUGCCAUAGACAUAGUGAUCAGCAGUAUGCCAUAGACAUAGUGAUCAGCAGUAUGCCAUAGACAUAGUGAUCAGCAGUAUGCCAUAGACAUAGUGAUCAGCAGUAUGCCAUAGACAUAGUGAUCAGCAGUGUGCCAUAGACAUAGUGAUCAGCAGUAUGCCAUAGACAUAGUGAUCAGCAGUAUGCCAUAGACAUAGUGAUCAGCAGUAUGUCAUAGACAUAGUGAUCAGCAGUAUGCCAUAGACAUAGUGAUCAGUAGUAUGCCAUAGACAUAGUGAUCAGCAGUAUGCCAUAGACAUAGUGAUCAGUAGUAUGCCAUAGACAUAGUGAUCAGCAGUAUGCCAUAGACAUAGUGAUCAGCAGUAUGCCAUAGACAUAGUGAUCAGCAG